This is a messenger RNA of Sinocyclocheilus anshuiensis, 1077 nucleotides long. RefSeq names its product BUB3 mitotic checkpoint protein. The coding region runs from base 64 to 1077 and encodes 337 amino acids. Gene Ontology annotation, molecular function: protein binding. The transcript has 9 exons. NCBI's taxonomy places the organism in Eukaryota, Metazoa, Chordata, Actinopteri, Cypriniformes, Cyprinidae. The record is from RefSeq and is a predicted model, not a curated record.
UUUGAAACGGACCAAUGAGAGCAGAGCUCUGCUGUGAACGCGUCCAAUCAGAGAAGAGCGUCGAUGAGCGGCAGAGCAGCAGCAGAGAAGAGCGGCGCGAUGACCGGAGCCAAUGAGUUCAAGCUGACCCAGGGUCCGGAGGACAGCGUCUCGGCUGUGAAGUUCAGCCCGAGCUCGGCUCAGUUCCUGCUGGUGUCGUCGUGGGACUGUACGGUCCGUCUGUUUGACGUCAGCGCUAACAGCAUGAGGAUGAAGUACCAGCAUCUGGCGCCGGUGCUGGACUGCGCUUUCUAUGAUCCGGCUCAUGCGUGGAGCGGCGGUCUGGACAACCAGCUGAAGACGCACGAUCUGAACACGGAUCAGGACACGAUCGUGGGGACACACGACGCUCCCAUCCGCUGCGUGGAGUACUGUCCGGAGGUCAACGUGAUGGUGACGGGCAGCUGGGACAUGUCUGUGAGGCUCUGGGACCCUAGAACGCCCUGCAACGCCGGGACCUUCACGCAGCCGGAGAAGGUCUACACGCUGUCUGUGGCUGUCUACACGCUGGCUGUGUUUCAGCUGUCUGUGUCUGUUUUUCAGCUGUCUGUGUCUGUUUUUCAGCUGUCUGGCUGUGUUUCAGCUGAGUGUUUGGUUAGACUGGCGUUGGUCAUGUUGACGAGGUGUGUGUGUUUUCAGGGUUACGUGUUGAGCUCCAUCGAGGGCAGAGUCGCUGUGGAGUAUCUGGAUCCCAGUCUGGAGGUGCAGAAGAAGAAAUACGCCUUCAAGUGCCACAGACUGAAGGAGAACGGCAUCGAGCAGGUCUUUCCGGUCAACGCCAUCUCCUUCCACAGCGUCCACAACACGUUUGCCACCGGCGGUUCUGACGGCUUCGUGAACAUUUGGGAUCCGUUCAACAAGAAGCGUCUGUGUCAGUUCCACCGUUACCCCACGAGCAUCGCGUCUCUGGCGUUCAGUACAGAUGGCUCUCUGCUGGCCAUCGCCUCCUCGUACAUGCAGGAGCAGGGAGACGUCUCUCACCCCGCCGACGCCGUCUUCAUCCGCCAGGUGACCGACGCCGAGACCAAGCCCAAGUGA